Molecule: messenger RNA, 1706 nt
Organism: Nomia melanderi (Alkali bee)
Lineage: Eukaryota; Metazoa; Arthropoda; Insecta; Hymenoptera; Halictidae
Source: RefSeq, a predicted model, not a curated record
UAUGGAAACGCGACGAAUCCUGCGCCGGAACAGCUGUACGUUUCUUGUCCAUUCUCGAACGAUUCCUACGAGUCUUUCCCGUAUCGGUUAGAUCUUUUGGUAACCGGCGAUACGUACAGCUAUAGCAAACAGUACAUUUUCAACGUUCCUCGACAAGAAUCGAUCGAAGAAGGCACGAGCGUGCAAAGGUACGCACCGUUCGUGUACAUCGACACGACGUACGCCCCUCGUCACUCGUUACACAUUCAGCCUCUGCCGGAUUCGUACAACGUGUCGGAGUAUAGAAUUCGCUUGAUAAACAAUGACACGGAUUCCGUGGUGCACGAGGAAGGGUUCUCGGCCGCUAGCACGCGAGAGAUCUCGUACAAUUUUACCGAUCAUACCGGUGUGUUCUACUUCAAAGUGUUCGCUGUGCAUCCAGACUGCGGGGAGUACGGGUGCGCGAACAGCACCACGCCGUUCAUCAUCAUACAGGAAGUGUCUCACCGACUUCUGAUCAUGAUUAUCAGUACAGUUUGGAUACCGCCAGUGAUACUGUACGUUCUUUAUCAUCUUUACAAGUUGUAUAGAAAGGAGGGAUUGAAACGCAGACGAAAGCCUACCUGUCUCUUGAUUUAUUCGCCGACGCGUUUGACGCAUAUCAACGCGAUGAACGAGUUAGCCAAAUAUUUGAGAAAUUCUAACAUAACGGUGAUAGACACGCUCCACGUUGCGGACUCGACUGGAAAAGAUCCGAAGGACUGUUACAGCGACGCGUUUCGAAGCGCGGACGUUGUCCUGGUCGUGGCUUCUCCGCCAGCCAACAAGUCCACCGUGUCGUUCAUUUAUUGCAACAAGGAUAAUCACCUGUUCAAGUUGCUCAGGGAGAAUCAGGCCACGAAAGAGAAGCGGUAUUUCAUCGUGCAGUUGCCGUACUGCAAACCGGAGGAUGUGCCCGAGGAGACGAGGCAUCUAAAGAAAUUUUCCUUGCCGAAGGAACUGGCCAGGCUGGUGAAGGUUAUUCAUAAAAUGGAAUACGUCGGCUGCGUUUGCGUCUCCGACAAGGACUUCCUGGACAGCGUCAAGUUAGCAAAGUUGGAGAUGCUCGAGGAGGAUGAAAGUUCUUCGAGGGAAGCACGAGAGACCGAAAAUCUGUUAACCUCGGGACCCGAGAAAACGUCGGACAAUCCGAGUCCCGCGGCGUCACUGGGGAAAGGUAACGUCGCGUCCGAAGCUUUCGCGACGAAUAUCGACAAAUUGGAUUUACUCGGGGGGACCGAAACCGACGGGGAACCGGCGUUCCCCCGCGAUUCCUCGGCGAAACACGCCGACGCGUUUCGCGUCGACGAAUUGGACUUGUGAGUUGAUCGUUCGAAAAUGAAACCGCGAUACGGUUAGGUUCUGCUCGUUUUCGUAACACUGUUUCCACCACGGACGCCGACGGAACGAUGUCUUUCUCUUGUAUACCUGUUGUACCGACUGAAUAAACGGGAAAACUUGUUCGUCGCUCUAGCCUCCCUGGUCUUUGCGUUUAUUCGCCGCAUCUUCUUUCUGUUCGUCCAAUGAAAUUUAUUCAAUUCAUACCAAGACAUUAUUAGGUACAAGAGGGUAACGAUGCCCACGGUAACGGCCACAUUCAGAGGGGGUGCAUCAUUUUCGUUAGAACUAGUCAACUUAGAAGAAUCACGAAACACGAUACAGCAAAUAUACUAACUAAACUCGUACGC